Messenger RNA from Spea bombifrons (plains spadefoot toad), 1432 nucleotides. Its product is annotated as general transcription factor IIE subunit 1-like. The record is from RefSeq and is a predicted model, not a curated record. The coding region runs from base 1 to 1269 and encodes 422 amino acids. NCBI's taxonomy places the organism in Eukaryota, Metazoa, Chordata, Amphibia, Anura, Pelobatidae. Gene Ontology annotation, biological process: transcription open complex formation at RNA polymerase II promoter; transcription initiation at RNA polymerase II promoter. The transcript has 4 exons. Gene Ontology annotation, cellular component: transcription factor TFIIE complex.
AUGGGUGAUCAUGAUACCAUGACAGAAGUUCCCGCUGCUUUGAAGCGUCUUGCCAAGUACAUGGUGAGGGGCUUUUAUGGGUUGGAGCACUCUCUAACGCUAGAUGUGCUCAUUAGAUAUCCAUGUGUUAAAGAGGAUGACAUUGCUGAACUUCUCAAGUUUGACAAAAAACAACUUCGGGCCGUCCUCAACACCCUGAAAGCCGACAAGUUUGUCAAGUGCAAAAUGCGAGUCGAAACUGGUCCAAAUGGGAAAAGCACCAAGCACAAUUACUAUUAUAUCAACUACAAAGUUUUGGUGGACGUCAUCAAGUACAAACUGGAUCAUGUCCGUCGCAAAAUAGAGUCUGAUGAGAGAGAUUCCAGCACCAGAGCCUCAUUUAAAUGUCCUGGUUGCCAAAAUACUUACUCGGACCUGGAGGUGAACCAGCUCUUUGAUCCGUUCACAGAGCUCUUUCGCUGCACAUAUUGCAAUGUUGAAGUUGAGGAAGACUCUUCAUCUCUACCUAAAAGAGAUGCCAGAACAUUACUGGCGACGUUUAACGAGCAGAUUGAACCUAUAUUUGUGCUUCUCCGUGAAACAGAAGACAUAGUUCUUCCGUGUGACUUGCUAGAACCCCCACCAACCGAUAUUCCAGGACUGACAGAUAUUGUGGAACAGCAGCCCAACGCAGUAUUUAUGGAUCCAGAAGGACAGUACGGGAAAUGGGCCAACAGAAGUUCAUAUGUAGGCAACCUGUACGUCCAGAGCGUGACUAUUAAUGUCAAUGAGCCUGAACUUAAGAAGAAAGGGAAGGAGAAGAAAGUAAAGGAGCAACCUGUAUGGAUGAAAGUGAGCACCGUACAUACUGCCCCCCAAGAAGAAAUGAAUACUAGUCUACCACAAAGCGACCCAGUAACCCCUGACGAAAAUGCCAACAUGAAUGAAAGCUGUGCUGAUAAUGAAGUCAUAAGAACCCUUCUAAUUCACGAGAUGAAAUCCGCUUCCGGACCAGCUGCUACUCCGUUCCCCAAGAGUGAUUCGGAGAGCGAUACUAGCGAGAGCGAUGAAGAAAAGAAACGUGCAAAGCCAAGGGUGGCUCAGCCAAGCAGCAGCGCAGAGCAAGAGGAGGAAUCGGAGACCGUUGAUCCUGUGGUCAUGGUUGGUGGCCAGCCUCAUGUCUACAGUGAGGUCAGUCAGAAUCCAGAACUUGUAUCUUUUAUGACAGAUGAAGAGAGGGAAGUCUAUAUCCAAGUAGGACAAAAAAUGUUCCAGUCUGCCUUUGAAUGAAGACAUAGGAAGGUUGGAAUUCAUCUGCACUCUGCAGUAAUGUGGACAUUUUUCACAUUCUGGUGAAUCGAUCCUCAUCACUUAGUUUGGGCAAGUAACGUUUCUGUUUAGGUUGGGUCUUUCUGUUUUGCACAUUGAUUUCAGCAAUAAAUGGAGUUUCUUC